GCAGGUGACGGGAGAACUACAUCCGGCGGAAACUCUCUGGGGUCCUGACAGCGCGGAAAAAAGCGUUUGCUAAAUAAUCUAAGCAUCAUGUCUGGAAGAGAAGGAGGUAAAAAGAAGCCACUCAAGGCUCCCAAGAAACAGAAUAAAGACAUGGACGAUGAGGACAUGGCUUUCAAACAGAAACAGAAGGAGGAGCAGAAAGCUCUGGAACAGCUGAAAGCCAAAGCUUCUGGAAAAGGACCUUUAGCUUCUGGUGGAAUCAAGAAGUCUGGGAAGAAAUGAAAUAAGUGUUUUUAUUGUAUAUUUUGCUUGCCAUGUCUGGGAACACCUUCUUGUCAAACAUCAUUUGGGUUUACAGUGGCAAAUCUUUUUUUUUUUUUGUUUAUUACUGUUGUAUAGAUAAAGUUCAAGAAUAAUAAAGUUUGUAAUGUCUGUAAA
Molecule: messenger RNA, 438 nt
Organism: Misgurnus anguillicaudatus (oriental weatherfish)
Lineage: Eukaryota; Metazoa; Chordata; Actinopteri; Cypriniformes; Cobitidae
Gene: tma7
Product: translation machinery associated 7 homolog
Source: RefSeq, a predicted model, not a curated record